Closterium sp. NIES-65 is the source of this 630-nucleotide messenger RNA. NCBI's taxonomy places the organism in Eukaryota, Viridiplantae, Streptophyta, Zygnematophyceae, Desmidiales, Closteriaceae. The record is from the annotation of a GenBank genome assembly.
AUGCUUGAUUCCUAUCCUACCGUGCCCACCCAUUGCCAGCACGUGGAGGAGAUGGCAUCAAAGAGCCAUCUGCACUUGGUGCGGCUGCUGGGGUACUGUGUGGACAUUGACAGGGCAACAGACCACCACGAGCAGAUCGUCAUCUAUGAGUUUUGCCCAAACGGAGACCUUGAGAAGUACCUUACUAGAGGAUCCAAAAAGGGCAAGUUGACGCUGCAGCAGCGCAUGGAUGUGCUGGUGGGGGUGGCGCGGGGGUUGGAGUACCUCCACCAAUUUGACAUCGUGCAUCGAGACAUCAAGCCCGCCAACGUGCUGCUUGAUGCUAACAUGCAGGCAAAAAUAUCAGACUUUGGGUUGGUGCGCAUGACAGAGGGCACCACAGUGAAUCCCACAAGAGUGGUCGGCACUCCGGCUGCUGUCUCUACUAGUGCUUGUCCCAUUCAUUGCUUCACCCACCUUGCCACUGCUGUUGCCACUCUUAUUCCCGCUGGUCCUGCCAAAGCAUGUGAGCUCGUGGGAGUGGUGGAGUUGGCCUUGCACCUGCUGGAUAGUGCUUGCAGAGAAGGAGAGGUGAUGGAAGGCGAUGGUGGGCAGGGAAGAAAGGGAAGGCAUGGCAGGCAGGGAGGAUGA